This is a messenger RNA of Lates calcarifer (barramundi perch), 2712 nucleotides long. Its product is annotated as intercellular adhesion molecule 1. Gene Ontology annotation, biological process: cell adhesion. The record is from RefSeq and is a predicted model, not a curated record. Gene Ontology annotation, molecular function: integrin binding. NCBI's taxonomy places the organism in Eukaryota, Metazoa, Chordata, Actinopteri, Centropomidae. The transcript is spliced from 5 exons. The coding region runs from base 171 to 1271 and encodes 366 amino acids.
ACUCAGGGCGCAGCCUGCUGUGGGACAUUCAGAUUCUCCGCCUCUUCCCCAUUGAAAAUAACAGCGGUCAUUAUUUAUCUGCUUUUACUUUCAAAUCCCACCACACUUCUUGACCAGACUCGAUCUCGACCGGUCAUAUCAUCGGGCACGGCUCUCUAAAACGGGAAACCAUGUUUUUGUGUUACAUAUUUUUGAUUGUUUCUUUGGCGACUUAUCUGCCCGGAUUCCAUGUGUCCAGUUGUGAUGAAAACUGUGCAGAUAAACCUGUGUUCACACCGUCCAGACUGGUAGUGAAACAUGGUGACCCAACCUCUGCCACCUGCUCUGUAAAAAAUGUUUAUGAGAUUUUUAGUUUGGAAAAAUCCAAAGGAGACCUUACAACAAAUGGAACAAAAAUUUUAUGGAAGGUUCAAAACAUGACUGAAUGGGACAUAUUUGUCAUGUGCUAUUAUGAACAUGCUGAUCACCAGUGUUGCAGCACGCUGCCUAUAACUGUGUACAAGCCUCCAGACAGUGUGUCCUUCAGCUUUAGGAAUCACUCUGGACCGUUGUUAGAGGGUCAUCAGUACACUCUGCAGUGUGAAGUACACAACGUUGCUCCUGUUGAAAACCUCAUUGUGACCUUCUACAGAGGACAGACAGCACUGGGUCAACUACAGUCCAACAACACAGAGAAGAAACCAGUGACUGAGAUCUUCACUCUGAACAUCAACACCAGUAAAGAGGAUGAUGGAGUCCAGUACUGGUGUGAAGCCGAACUGGAACUGGGACCUGAAGGACCACAGCCCCCUAUAGUGCUGUCAUCACAUCAACGUAUCCGUGCCACUGUCCUCUAUAAGCCUCAGCUACUGGUCCCACCACAUCCAGAUCAGAUCACCAUCACAGAAGGAAGCCCUCUACAGCUGAACUGCACAGCUGUUGGAAACCCCAGCCCCUCGUACACCUGGGUGCUCCCACCAUCCAGCCUCCUGCCCUCCAACAGCAAUGUUCUCACCAUCAAAUCUGUAGCUUCUGAGCACGGGGGCCAGUACACCUGUGAAGUCAGUAACAUAAUGGGGGAUGUCACUGUGAUGUUUCACGUGGAUGUCAAACCCAACAUCAUCCCAUUCAUUGUAACCAUCGCAGCACUGGUUGGUCUCGCGGUUAUCAGCGGCCUUUUAAUAGGAGUUAUACUGUACUACAAACGCUACCGGAUGGGAAAGUACAGUAUGAAGGACGUUUUUCGUUUGAAAGCACAACAUGUUGCCGUGCCCAUUAUAGAGAAGAUAUGAGAGGUGUAUGGACAGUCUGGAGAAGAUGUCACGUGAACAGCAUCAGAGUUUAAGACGCCGACCAUCAACUGCAGCGUCCACGGUUUGAGCCUGGCUGGGGACCAGUCUCUCUCUCCCCUCAUUUCCUGUCACCUCUCUGCUGACGCUAUCAGAUGACAUAAAAAAUCAUAUGUUAAAAGAGACUUCAGGUCAAGUUUCAGCUCAUGUAACCUAAGCUCUGAAUGGAACAAGGCACUUGCCUCUCCUGGAGUGUUUGCAGGCGCUUUGGUUUACUGUUGAAGCACAGUCUCUGUGUCUGAAGUUUAACCCACAGCUGGUUAAACUUAGGUAUCAGGCCUUAGAGUGAAUUGUAAAUAUUCUUGUAUUUACUCAAAAUUAAGCCUCCUAUUUAACUUAGGUUAAAUAACUGUGCUUUUGUGGUGUAUUUUUUGUAACUAAUUACCACAAAAUAAUCGCCACACAGACACCUCUUCGAGGCCCCUGAUGCUCUGGAGCCUCGCGGUAACUUAGCCUUGAGUAAAAUUAGCACCCUGUGUUGGUCUAUUUAUGAAAAUGUAAUUAGAAAACUAUGAAUACCACCAGCCAUAUGCUUGAACUGGUGUAUGAGUUUGGUACUUACAAAGAAGGCCUGCCAUUCAGCAAGUUUUCCACUAAAGAUAACACUGCUUCUUUUGCAGCUGCUGUUAUUAUUUCUUACUGUUCUGUGUCUGUAUGUCUAAACAGUCUUUGACCAACACUGGCACUAGAAAUGUAGAUUAAUGUGCUUUUUUAUUGCUUUGUCAAAUAAGCUCCAGUUUCAGCUGCAGUUUUAAGCAGGAUCACAGUUUAUUGUGGAUGUAGAGUAUUCAAAGACUAAAUUUGAAGUUCUGUAAGUAUGCUAAAUGGUGCAGAUUGUUUGAUAAUAAGUAUAGUAUUAUGUAUAUAGCUGAGGCUCAAGAGUGGAAGUAGUCUAUAAAUAAAGAAGUCUACAUUCAUGUAACAAAUUUUAGUUACAGGAUAGUAAAAGAGAUAAACAUCCACGUUAACAAGUCAGUAAUAUGUGUUGUUCAUUUGUUCGCAUGAACGUGCUGUCUUACUGUUUCUCACUAUUUUAUUUUGGUCUUGUCACUGCAACGAACUUUAUAACUAUUUAGAGAGGUGCUACAUUUAGAAAAUUCAGUGUUCACAGCUGUAUGUUAAACUGCAGAAAGCUUGAGCGUUACUCUGCAAUAACCCACAGCCACUGACCAGCAGUCAGUGGCUGUGGGUUAGUUCCUGUGUACGUGUAUAAAUAAAUGUAUGUGUGUGUGCUAUGGUUGUGUGGCUUGCUGAGUGACAAUAAAAAAAAAGGAAUUAGCAGAAGCAGUAUGAUGAUGAACGUCACACUGGAACUUUAAUGAGGAAGUAUGAGCUUUGACCAAGUACAUUUUUUAAAGCAUGAAUAAAUGGCAUUUCCUCCUGA